This is a messenger RNA of Vidua macroura (Pin-tailed whydah), 888 nucleotides long. Its product is annotated as basic proline-rich protein-like. Bases 1 to 888 code for a protein of 295 amino acids. Lineage: Eukaryota; Metazoa; Chordata; Aves; Passeriformes; Viduidae. The record is from RefSeq and is a predicted model, not a curated record. The transcript has 3 exons.
AUGUGGCAAUCAAGGCGUGCCCGAAAUGAAAGGGAAAGAAAGAAGAGCAGGGAGUCACAAAGGCCACCGACGGCCCACAGGCUGGAUGAGGACACGCCAGUUACCCCUGCGGCCACUCAAGUGCUCCAGGAGGGCUCUGCCAGGCCCCAGCGCGCUCCCGGCCUGCCCGGGACAGGGCCUCGGGGCCUCCGCGCUGGGGCCGGGCAACGACCCGGGGGGCGAGGAGUGCGACAGCUCCACAAGGGGCCGGGGGUGGAGAACUCCCGCCGGGGCUGGCGGGGUCUCAGGCCGUCCCGGUCCCCUCAGGCCGGUCCCGGUCCCCUCAGGCCGAUCCCGGUCCCCUCAGGCCUGUCCGGUCCCCCCAGGCCGAUCCCGGUCCCCUCAGGCCGAUCCCUGUCCCCUCAGGCCGGUCCCGGUCCCCCCAGGCCGAUCCCGGUCCCCUCAGGCCGAUCCCUGUCCCCUCAGGCCGGUCCCGGUCCCCUCAGGCCGAUCCCUGUUCCCUCAGGCCGAUCCCGGUCCCCUCAGGCCGAUCCCUGUUCCCUCAGGCCGAUCCCGGUCCCCUCAGGCCGAUCCCUAUCCCCUCAGGCCUGUCCGGUCCCCUCAGGCCGGUCCCGGUCCCCCCAGGCCGAUCCCGGUCCCCUCAGGCCGGUCCCUGUUCCCUCAGGCCGGUCCCUGUCCCCUCAGGCCGGUCCCGGUCCCUCCCUCAGGCCCGUGCGGUCCCGCGGCCUCAGGCCCGGCUCGGCCGGGACUUCUUCCCGUCCCGUCUUCUCGCGAGAAAACGCGCUGUGGCGUCACGCACCGCCUCGCGCGCGCAAGACGCCGUAUCCUUCCGCGCGCUCCCCCUCCCCCUUCUGGAGAGUUCUGCACGGCGGCCGGCACGACAAAUAG